CUGAGGAAUGUGAGAGGAGCUCUGCGUAAUGCGCCGAAGCUCCAGUUGCGUGCCAUUACCACUUGACAUAUUCUUCGCACAUGACACAGAGCGCAGCAUGCAGGCGUACAGUAUCACGAUCAGAUGACACUAGCACGUGUUGGUAUAUCUCGCUGGCUCCAGUCCAAAAUUAAUCCAGGAUUACACUCUAACACAGAGAGAACUCAAUGACUAAUAAACGCAGCUGACGGGGGCUUCAACAGCCGAAGACUUUUGAGAAAAGACCAUCAGCAGACUAUAAAAAGGAAACAGAAGACACAGACGAGAUCCAAAACCAAAUCAAAAGAAUGCGGUCUAAAGGAGCGUUGGUGUUUGUGUUACUGGGCGCGUUAACAGCUUACUACGUUUAUUCUCCAAUCCCGAAUAACAUAGAGGAGCGAUGGAAACUCAUGCUCACUGACUCGUUCUUCAGGAGUUUAAUCCAGUUGGCAGAACUGAGCGAGUGGAUGGGACUGUUGCACUACAUGAAAGUUAUGAUGUUCAUCACCAUUGCAGAGCGAGUAGUGCCUGUGUCAGAUGAGAGGGUGCAGGUGUCAGAUGAGAAUUUUGAUGGGGUAGAGGUGAUUGUGUACCAGCCAACCCAGCAACAAGAAUCAGGAGAGCCAAGAAGGGCCAUUAUUUACCUGCAUGGAGGAGGAUGGUGUCUUGGCAGCUCCCGUAUGGGCCCAUAUGAUCUACUAGCCAGACACAUGGUUACAGAGCUCAACGCAGUUAUUGUAUCUGUAGAGUAUCGUCUUGCCCCAGCUUAUCAUUUUCCUGCCCAGUUUGAGGAUGUGUACCGUGUGGUGAAGUUCAUCUUUCGUGUUGAUGUUCUGAAGGGCUACCAUAUCAAUCCAGAACGGAUUGCUGUGUCAGGAGACAGUGCAGGAGGCAACCUUGCAGCUGCAGUGGCUCAGCAGUUGCAGAAGGACCCAGAACAGCAUAUCCAGCUAAAGGCCCAAGCUCUAAUCUACCCUGUUCUGCAAGCCUUGGAUCUGAACACUCCCUCCUACCAGCAGAACCAGCACAUGCCUAUACUGCCUCGCACACUGAUGGUGAGGUUUUGGAGCGAGUACUUCACCAGCGACAAGUCGUUUUUGAGAGCCAUGAUGGCAAACAGACACAAUAACCAUGAAUCAGGUGCUUUGCUUAAGUUUGUCAAUUGGAGUUCAUAUUUACCCGAUUCAUAUCGCCAGACGUACAACUACAGCGCUCCACCCGUGGUCACCGGAAAAAGUUCAGUGCACUCUAUUGGUCCUCAUCACUUGCUUGCAGAUCCACGAGCCUCGCCAUUGCUGGUGCCUGACACAGCCUUGCGUUUACUGCCUAAGGCGUAUGUGUUGACCUGUGAAUAUGAUGUACUGCGGGAUGACGGCUUGAUGUAUGUCACACGCUUGCGUAAUGCUGGAGUUGAUGUCACACAUGAACAUUACCCCGGUGGAUUUCAUGGUGCACUAAUGUUCACUACGUGGCCCACAGACUUUGAUAUUGGACACAGAAUGAUGGACAACUUUGUAUCAUGGCUUAAGCAAAAUCUAUAAAAAUUAAUGUAGAGUGCAGCAGUGCUUUAUGCAUCAGUUUUGGCUGACUGGUUCAUAAGUUUUGUCUUAUUUAUUUCAUUGGUUUUGUUUUUUUCCUGUUGUUUACAGUGCACCACUUUUUAAUAUUAAAAAGGGCACACUUUUGAUUGUAUUAAUCCAAUAUGGUACAAACAUUCCUAUUAUGACCAAACCUGGUCUUAAGAAACACUGGUCUGUAUUAUUUUCUAAUCGGUUAACUAUGUAUAUGUUACUAAUGAAGUUGUUCAACAAGUUAACAUGAUAUUAAUAGUGUUUUAUUUUAUGAUUAUUUUUAUUUCAGCCUAUUGCAAUUAUCACUGACUGCUUGAUGUUUUGAAAGGUUUGGUUUGAUAUGCAGUAAACUGUCUGAUGAAGUUCCAGGUUCACUGAAUUCUUAUCUUAAAUGGUGAGAAGAUGAGAUCAAAGUAAGAUCAAGUCUUCAGUAGGUACAAGUAAUUUGCUUCUGAGAACUGAGAAAUGGCAUGACACAAUGGCUUGAAGCUGCAGUUCUUUUGCUCUUCCUAAACAAAUUAAAGUGCCUCACUGAAAGAUGGAAAAAUGGUAUGGAGCAAUCAUUUUUCAGAACCAUGAUGGCAAACAAACACAAUAUCCCUGGAGCAAUUGCU
Messenger RNA from Sinocyclocheilus grahami, 2203 nucleotides. Its product is annotated as arylacetamide deacetylase-like. The transcript has 5 exons. Bases 327 to 1559 code for a protein of 410 amino acids. NCBI's taxonomy places the organism in Eukaryota, Metazoa, Chordata, Actinopteri, Cypriniformes, Cyprinidae. Gene Ontology annotation, molecular function: carboxylic ester hydrolase activity. Gene Ontology annotation, cellular component: membrane. The record is from RefSeq and is a predicted model, not a curated record.